GUUGACCUACUAUUAAGGAAAUCUGAUCUAAAUUUAAGUUCUAAGUAAACUAAUGACUGAAAAUUAGUUGUCUUUCCUAUUUAAAUGGUUUGGUAGGGAUAGCUUAUAUCCUGUUUAUUUCAGAAAGUAUUUGUGAAUAAAAUUGGAGUGUGUUUUCAUCUCGAGGAGUGAUUUCUGCCUGAGACUCUCUAAAUCAUGGAGACUUUUUCAUUUAGUGCUUUAAAAUAUUGAUUAAAUAUAUUCACUCUGGUUUGCUUUAAUUGCCUAUCUAGAAGUUUUCUUCUGAUGUGGUGCAGCCAUGUCUGGUGUAAGCUAGCUUAAUUAGCAGUGCUUAGUGAUUUGGGACCCCUGUUAAAGACUAUUAUGUUAUCUAGAAACAUAAGGAGUUAAAGCUAAAGCUGUGACCUCAUCUCUAUUCAUGGUACACUGGAGUAGAAGCUGCGCUGAAAGGGAUUGUUUAACUGCAUCGCUGUCUUUGCUGCUGCUGGUUGAUUGCUUUAAUUUGGUUCUGGUAUCUAUAGCGUGCUUUUGCUGAACAACUGUUAUGGUAGGGAUUUGUGGGAAUACUGGAGACAUAUGAAGUCAUGCUAAUAUCGACUGCAUGUGGAAAUAGCUCCCACAGGAAUACUUAGACUCAAGUACGUCUUUCUACCUGAUUUCAACUUUUUAUUGCUUCCCCUGUGAAAAUUCAAGCAGCAUCAAGGAGAGCUAAAACACACAGGCUUCUGGCCAGUCAUGCACUUACGCAACUGUGCAUGCUAUUUAUUACUUUAUUACUUAGCGCUACGUAUGAAAUGAAGAGCGCAACUGCUGUCGCUUUAAUGUCAGAGCGGCAUACGUUACAAUAGGUGUCACUGUGCGGCUGGGUCCAAUCGUUAUCGGUGACUUCAGCUAUUGGCUCCGAAUGCUGGCUGACUCCAUCUGCAGGGCUGCAAUACCUACUCUGUUCCGAUCCGUUCAACGCACAAGUUCAGCUUGCCGAGCAGCCUAGCAGUGCUGCGGUGUGCAUCUUGCUAGCUCCCUUCAGAAAGCCGGUGCUACAGCCACGCGUGUACCCUCUUCGCAGGGUGUAGCGCUUGCAGGCGACUCCUGAUCAGGAAAUCUGGAAAGAAGUAAAACUGGCAGGAAUGAUGGGGGUGUAUUUAACGAUUCAAGUACUGGAUCAAACUUAAAGCCAGUUUCUUACUCGGUGCACUGGAAAGGUCACCUUGUCUUGCUGGAAAAGAAGCAAACUCUCAGCUCUGCUGCUCUCUGCUUAACAGCUCCCACGUGCAUUUCUUAAUGUUUCUAGCUAGUUAGGCUAUCUAGCUUUACAGACAAGUAUACUCAUGGUAGAUGAGAAAGGAAAGAACAUGAAAUGUCUCACCUUCUUCUUGAUGCUUCCAGAGACGGUUAAGAACAGGUCCAAGAAGAGCUCUAAGAAGGGAAAUAGCAGCAGCAGUAGCAGCAGCAAAUUGCCUCCAGUUUGCUAUGAAAUCAUUACCUUGAAGACCAAAAAGAAGAAGAAGAUGGCUGCUGAUAUUUUUCCCCGAAAGAAACCAGCCAACACUAAUACAACUGCUGUCCAGCAGUACCACCAGCAAAAUCUCAAUAACAACAACACUAUUCCUGCACCUAAUUGGCAAGGACUUUAUCCAACCAUCAGAGAGAGAAAUGCAGUGAUGUUCAACAAUGACUUGAUGGCAGAUGUUCAUUUUGUUGUCGGGCCACCAGGUGGGACCCAGCGGCUGCCAGGACACAAAUAUGUCCUGGCUGUUGGGAGCUCUGUAUUCCAUGCGAUGUUUUACGGAGAGCUUGCUGAGGACAAAGAUGAAAUCCGUAUACCAGAUGUUGAGCCUGCUGCUUUUCUUGCAAUGCUGAAAUACAUAUAUUGUGAUGAAAUUGAUUUGGCUGCAGAUACCGUGCUGGCCACUCUUUAUGCUGCCAAGAAGUAUAUCGUCCCUCAUCUUGCCCGCGCCUGCGUCAACUUUCUAGAGACAAGUCUAAGUGCAAAGAAUGCCUGUGUGCUGCUUUCCCAGAGCUGCUUAUUCGAGGAACCUGACUUGACCCAGCGCUGUUGGGAAGUGAUUGAUGCCCAAGCUGAGCUAGCUUUGAAGUCUGAGGGGUUCUGUGACAUUGAUUUUCAGACACUUGAAAGCAUUCUCCGAAGGGAGACUCUGAAUGCCAAAGAAAUUGUUGUUUUCGAAGCAGCUCUGAACUGGGCUGAAGUGGAGUGUCAGCGACAAGAGCUAACGGCUACCAUAGAGAACAAGCGCAAAGUCCUCGGGAAGGCUCUGUACUUGAUACGCAUCCCUACCAUGGCCCUCGAUGACUUCGCAAAUGGCGCUGCUCAGUCUGGGAUUCUGACUCUCAACGAAACCAAUGAUAUCUUCCUCUGGUAUACGGCUGCCAAAAAGCCAGAGUUACAGUUUGUAAGCAAGCCCCGUAAAGGCCUCGUUCCUCAGCGAUGCCACCGUUUCCAGUCCUGUGCUUACCGCAGCAACCAGUGGCGCUACAGGGGCCGGUGUGACAGCAUCCAGUUUGCUGUUGAUAAGAGAGUGUUUAUUGCUGGCUUUGGGCUGUACGGCUCCAGCUGUGGAUCGGCAGAGUACAGUGCCAAGAUUGAACUCAAACGACAAGGAGUUAUCCUAGGUCAGAACUUGAGUAAAUACUUUUCAGAUGGUUCUAGUAACACUUUUCCUGUGUGGUUUGAAUAUCCAGUGCAGAUUGAGCCUGACACCUUUUACACAGCUAGCGUGAUUCUGGAUGGUAAUGAACUCAGCUAUUUCGGACAAGAAGGAAUGACAGAAGUUCAGUGUGGGAAGGUGACUGUUCAGUUUCAGUGCUCUUCGGACAGUACAAAUGGCACUGGGGUACAGGGAGGGCAAAUUCCCGAACUCAUAUUUUAUGCUUGAAUGAAAGUGUGUGGAGACGAAGCAUUUUGCUAUGAAGAACCUGUCUGAUUCAGGCCUACUGACACUUAGCUUUUUAUCUGCAAAUAUGUGAUCAGUACAGGUAAUAUGUAACUAAACGCUGUGGGCAAGUUACUGGCUUGCUAUACUUGUAGCAUUGUUGGUGAUAAAGUUUAAGUGUAAUAUUUAAACUGGAAGCUCUUAGGAACAAGCAAGUUUUAAAGGCUUUAUAAGAGGGUUGCCUGUUUGCUGGUGAUGCUAACCCUUUCUUUCAUGCACCUGUGAAUCACCAGAGGAUGUCCCCCUCUUGUAUCUCACUAAACACUGUCUUCAUUGAUCCAUUUUCUCUUUCUCCAUUUCCUGCUUUCUGCUUGUAAUUUUUUGGGGAGGUAGGGGUAGAAAAUGAAGAGCCUUGUUUUAUAGCACUCUCUUCUAUCUGCUCUUCAGACUUAAGAGCUUCCAAUAAACUGAGCUGCUUUUGAUCAUGGGAGCCAAAAGAAGUCCUUCAGUUGUAAGGAGAAAAAGCAGAGGUUUAAACCUUCAUCCUGUGACAUUCUCCUGCAGCCAACUGUUCAGGAUGGCUACAGGAAGAUGGAGAGAAGCAAGCAGCUUUCAGAAAGCUACACAGCAUGCUGACCAUGUCCACGGUACAUGGACGUGUUUACAGUGAGGGGGGGAUGUGGGCUUGGCAAAUUACCCUCAGAGUUCAUUUUCUAGGAAUCCCACCUUGAAGGCAAGGAAGUACUUGCACAUGUUCAGAUUGUACAUGCAGCUCUUGAAACUCUACUCCCAUGACCUAGUUUUUGCUACAUUGAAGUUGAUUUGCUAUUUAAAUGGCUUUUCUUUGAACCCUUGCUAAAUAAAUGGGAAUUAAUAUCUAUCAUCCGAUGCAGGAUAAUUUUUUGUUUGUUUUGGGUGGGUUUUUUUUCUUCCUCCUAAACAUGGUAGAGGCAGAUUAUAGAGGAACAAAAGAACGUACCAAUCCUGACUUGGACUUUUUCCUGUAAUAUGAGAUUUCUUAUUUUUAUUACCAUACAUUAUCAGUGAAAAUUUAGACAAAGAAGAUUCCCAGCUGUGGUCAUAUUACACUUAGUGUAUAUUAUCAGAUAACAGUGAGGAGGAGGAAAUCUCUAAUGUGUUAAUGUUGGAUCUCUGGCAACUGCUUAUGGUUACACAUCAAUCAGAGGAUUAUGUGGUACAGAACCUUUUCCUUGUCUGAAUUUUUUUUUUUCCAAACUUCCUGUUAUAUGUCUGUAUUGUUUUUGGAAAAGUAUUAGGGAUCAUGACUCCAUUUAUCAGGGAAGGAAACGAGUAUAAAUAAGAAAUACAGGUACUGUUUAAACAUAAGAAAAUCCUUCACCAUUGCAUUGGGACAGUUGCUUCUCAGAGGCACACUACCUAUUGUAAAGCAUCUCAUUUCACCUUUGAAGUGGGUUCUGUUUGUUGCGUAUGUUCUAACAAAAUGAGAGGACCAAAUGAUUCUUUAGACAGAGUGAAGAUUAAUGUUACAGUAUAUCAACACGUUAAUGUAGCAUAAUCCUAAAUUCACUUGUCAGUUUUGUAAUAAAAAUGUUUUUCUCAUAUGAUUUCUUACCAGCUUAAUACUGUUACUCUAAGUGUUUUUUGACGGUUGGAAUCCUGACCCCUGGCCAUCGUAAAGUGCUGGUACAUCUUUGUAGUGUCCAAAAUACCAUCUGAAGUAAGGAAGACUAGAGUGUAGAUGUCAAACACUUUAUGGCCAAAGCCCAGAUCUACUCUCUAGGUAAUAAAAGGAGAGCCAGGUAAAAAACUGCCCUGCAACAUCUAUGCUUUUCACCCGUCUUAGUGUUUAAUGUUUUUUAUACAUACAUACAUACAUAUGUGUGUGUUUACAUUUCAGAAAGAAUGUCGCUUAUAAAUACCCUCAAAAUAUAGAGAAAAAUGUUUUGGUUUUUUGUAACAGCUGUACAUAAUCCAGACUGUUAGUGAAAUCUAAACAGAAUGCUCCGUGGAAAACUCCUGGAGGGAGAUUUUAAAAACCUCCAGUUAAUUAUAUUUAGAUCUGCAGCCUAAAAUAGACAGGAGCAUGAAUUGUAUGGACUGGAGGAAGAGUUGCUGAAGAGACUGCAAAAAGGCAUCUUACGAUUGUGAUGAGGUAAUGGUCAUCUACUUUUAGACGACAUCUGAGCAGCAGUUCCAUUUAUUUAAAUACAUUUGAAAGCAGAGAAAGAUGCUAAUCAGCCGAUUAAGUUUUCUUACAGCAAGUGGUUGAUGUAGAUGUAAUUACUCUGAGUGAUGAUCAGAUUGACAAGUUGCUUGCAGUAGCAAGCUACAUUCUGAGUUGUUUGGAAAAAAAACAGGUGCCUCAGCUGGUGGGACAAAUCAGAGUACUGCGUUGGUAUAACUAGACUUGGGUUCUCACUUUUAAUUUAUUUUUUGGUUUUUACUUACCUGCAAAUAAAGGUGAAGUAUCUACUACGUUCACUGGCUGGAACAGAAGUUAAAAGAUCAGAAUACUGUGUAACUGUAAUAUGUAGAAAAUGAGCUGUUAUUUAAUUAUUAUUUUAUUUCCUACUUUUAUGAAAUCUUUUUGAUGAAGUAGGUUGAAAGCAACCUCUAGCUUAAUUCCUCUGAGUCCAUUCCAGGUUUUAGGAGCUGGUGCAUGUAAAGUUUUUCAGUAUGGAUGAAUAAACAUAAGCACCCCAAAAUACCUUUUGAUGCUUACAGCACAACUUGAUUCUGAGCACUGCUUGAUGCUAACAAGUACUGGUAUAUAAGAAGGUCUCUAGUAUCAGUGACCUUAGGACAUCAGGGCACUUAAAUAUGUGUCUGACUGUGGAUUUGGUUGGUUUAGCAGUAGCAUCCAAGCUUGAAUACAUUGACAUUUUGCAAGCAUCAGCCAUAUCAACCUGGAAUGUAAGCAUAAUGUCGAUAGAGAUCCUUUUGUAGAUUCUGUCUUAAACUGUACCUGGCCAUCUUUGCUACUUGUAUGUUUGAUUUUCCUGGUGAGGGGAAUCUGUGAUAAGAGAGUAUGAUGUAAUAUACUUUCUGCAUAUCUAAAAUAGUAUUUAAGUAAACAUUUUAAUUUCUACAUAGUUAUUGCACUGAACUGUUUUGGGAUUUUUUUUUUUAUUUAUUUGUUGUGAUAAACUCAGCUAACUUCAGGUCCCAGCACCCAUUUGUGGUGGAGCAGUGUUUGACCUUAGCAGGCUUACAGCAUUAUUUAUAAAGGACAGAUAUAUAUAAAUAUGAAGUACCUCAUGUUGAAUGUUAUUGUACUGUAUCUUUAAUGUCACAGUGCAGAUCUUGUUGGACUCAUGAAUGUGUAUAAUCACAUUAAACAAAAAUAAAAAUGGUUCUUAAA
Harpia harpyja (harpy eagle) is the source of this 6234-nucleotide messenger RNA. It is a transcript of the gene BTBD3, whose product is annotated as BTB domain containing 3. Gene Ontology annotation, molecular function: protein binding. Lineage: Eukaryota; Metazoa; Chordata; Aves; Accipitriformes; Accipitridae. The coding region runs from base 1329 to 2894 and encodes 521 amino acids. The record is from RefSeq and is a predicted model, not a curated record. The transcript has 4 exons. Gene Ontology annotation, biological process: dendrite morphogenesis; neurogenesis; cerebral cortex development. Gene Ontology annotation, cellular component: cytosol.